This is a messenger RNA of Onychostoma macrolepis, 1157 nucleotides long. RefSeq lists its product as uncharacterized. The coding region runs from base 202 to 999 and encodes 265 amino acids. The transcript has 6 exons. Lineage: Eukaryota; Metazoa; Chordata; Actinopteri; Cypriniformes; Cyprinidae. The record is from RefSeq and is a predicted model, not a curated record.
CACAUCUCAAAUGUAAUCAUGCAUGCUCAGUUUUUUUCUGUUUCAUUGAUUUUAACUUCAUGUUGACAAACCAUCAUGUUCAAAGACAGAAGGAGGAGCGUAACAUGCUGCGAAUUUAAGAAGUCAUGAAGUCCUCAGCACGUUUAGAUCAAAUCUGAUGAAGACGUUUGUGUGUGUGAGGGAAGAGCAAAACACUCCUGAAUGAGAUCUACACAGAGCUCUACAUCACCGAGAGUGAGAGUGGACAGAUCAGUAAUGAACAUGAGCAGGAAUGCAGAGCGGUUCAUUCCAUCUCUAUGUGAAGUGUUUGGACCCAGAGUGAAGGCAGAUCAGGUGACUCCUCUGCUCCAGGCUUUGGACUUUAGCAUCACUCUGAGUGGAAAAUUACCCAGCAGCACCUGCAGAUCUGUGGGGAGAGUUCUGGGCCUUUCAGCCUCAAAACUAAACCUGACUCUAAAGCCACAAGCCAUCUCUGUCAGAGGACUCGAACGGCUUUUCAAACACAUCAAACAUCUUCAGAAACUGAGUCUGGAAGACAGGAUGUUAGUGAAGAUGGUCAGAGCGCUGAGGUCAUUUAAGGGUCCUUUUCCACUGACCACAGAUGAGCUCUCACUGAUCACAAAAGACUCGAAGCAAAAUCUUCCUCAUAUCCUGAGCAGAUUGACGUCUCUCCUGAGUCUGUUGUCUGUCCAGUGUUUGGAUCUCACUGAGUGUAAAUCAGAGGCUCUGUCUCUCACGACUCUGUUUGGUCUCCAGGAACCCAUGACUAUCAGGUUCUCUAAAGAGGCUCUUCAGCAGCUGGUUUCAGUGGUGUAUGAAGCACAGGAUGAUGAACUGACACGCUGCUUUCUGAAGAAGGUGUCUAAGGAUCUGUCCUCCUGCUCACUGACCUGGGAAGUGAUUCAUUACCUGCUGCAACAUCAAGCUAUAAACUUGAAGUUGGACUUCAGAAGAGCAAAAUCACUUGUGAAAACAUCAGAGAACUUCUGCCAUUAUUAGACAGAAUCCAGCUGAAACGUGUUGACAGGCUGCUGUUGCUGAAGCUGCUUCAUUGCUGCAGUUCCUCUGAUCUCCAGCAGAAGGCAGCAGAUGUUCUUCUCUCGGCUCUUCACAACAGACUGGACUUCUCCUGCUGCUCUGCUCUGGGUUCAACAAAC